AUGGCAAAAGCAGAGCCAAUUGCUAUUGUUGGACGCAGCUGUAGAUUCCCUGGGGGGUCUUCUACCACAGCGCGACUAUGGGACUUUCUAGUAGAGCCUCGGGAUCUUUCUUCUCGGCCACCUUCAGGACGGUUCAAUGCAGAUGCCUUCUAUCACGAGGACCCAAGACGCCUUGGAACAACCAAUGCCGUCAAAUCCUACUUCCUUGACGAACCAAUAGACCGAUUUGAUGCACCUUUCUUCAAUAUCUCAAGAACCGAGGCUGAGAGUAUCGACCCCCAACAGAGACUGCUAUUAGAAACCGUGUAUGAAGGCUUAGAGACGGCUGGAUAUCGCCUGGAGGAUUUAUCAGGAUCAUCUACCGGGGUCUUUUGCGGUAUCAUGUGUGAUGACUAUCGAAGCAUGCUCUUCCGAGACUUGGAUACUCUCCCCCGAUACGCUGCGACAGGAACUUCACAGGCUAUCGUGGCAAACCGAAUCUCGUACUUCUUCAAUCUCUGCGGGCCGUCAAUCACAGUCGAUACAGCAUGUUCCUCCAGCCUGGUAGCUGUGCACUUAGCAGCAAGGGCAUUGGCAGACAGGGAUUGCCGCGUUGCUGUCGCGGCUGGGACUAACUUGAUCCUGGCCCCUAAUGUCUUCCUCAGCGAGUCAAGCCUUAACAUGCUGAGUCCAACUGGUCACAGUCGCAUGUGGGAUGCCAAUGCAGACGGAUACGCUCGUGGUGAAGGCGUGGCGGCUGUGGUAAUGAAGCGGCUAAGCGAUGCAAUCAGAGAUGGCGAUCAUAUCGAGUGCGUGGUGCGCGCAACGAAUGUGAACCAAGAUGGGAGAACUCCGGGUAUUACCAUGCCAUCUCCAGAGGCACAGAAAGAUCUGAUAUUGAAAACAUAUGCGGACGCUGGAUUAGAUCCUCAGAACCGCCCGGAGGAUCGGUGCCAAUACUUCGAGGCGCAUGGCACGGGGACACGGGCCGGAGAUCCACAGGAAGCUCGAGCGAUUCACGAUGCCUUUUUCGGGUCGAGUACUUCGGCUGCCCAGGAAGGUAGUCCCUUGUUGGUUGGCUCCGUGAAGACGAUCAUCGGCCAUACAGAAGGUGCAGCAGGCCUGGCCGGUUUACUCAAAGCGUCCCUGUGCAUCGAAAACGCGACCAUCAGUCCAAAUAUGCACUUUCAGAAUCUCAAUCCUGAUAUUUCUCCUUAUGCAGACUCACUGCGAGUGCCCACCGAAGUCCUCCCAUGGCCGAUCCUUCCACCAGGAGUGCCUAGGCGUGCGUCAGUUAAUUCAUUUGGCUUCGGUGGGACUAAUGCCCAUAUCAUUCUGGAAAGUUACAAUGGGGGACCACGGAGCCAUUCCUCGAAAGGUCCACUGGCCAUUUUGCCCUUUGUCUUUUCAGCAAGCUCUGAGUGGGCUUUGGGGCAGCUGCUGGAUCGCUAUCGUGCCUUUCUCGAUGAAACUCCCUCUGUCGACUUAACAAAUCUGGCAUGGUCACUGUUCGCUCGAAGGAGUCUGUUCAGCCACCGACUUUGGCUCUGUGCAUCAUCAGCUACAGAGUUAAGAGAUGCUAUACAAGGAGAAAUGUAUUCCCGGCAAUCCGGCACCCCUACAACUAUCAUGGGAACCCCACGCUGUGGCCCAAAACGCAUCCUAGGGGUAUUCACCGGCCAGGGAGCACAAUGGGCAAGGAUGGGCAUGGAGCUAAUCCAAGCAUGCCCGGAAGCAGUUAGCUGGAUGACUGAAAUGCAGAGAUCGUUGGACGAGCUACCAAAGCAGUAUCGCGACACAGGCUUUUCGUUGAUGCAUGAGCUCUCAUUGUCCCCAGACACAUCACGGGUGAACCAAGCCACCGUGUCGCAGCCCUUAUGCACCGCCAUCCAAAUAGUAUUGAUAAAGGUUCUAUCAGCUCUAGGAAUAGAGCUCUCAGCUGUUAUAGGGCAUUCAUCCGGGGAGAUAGCUGCCGCCUAUGCAGCAGGUUUCAUCACGGCCUAUGAUGCAAUUCGCAUCGCCUACUUCAGGGGGGUGUUUUCGCGACUGGCGCGGAGUAACAGCGGCCAGGCAGGUGCCAUGGCAGCCGCUAGCCUAUCCCACGAGGAAGCAGAAACCCUGUGCAGAGAGUCAAAGUGGGCAGGUCGAGUGACAAUUGCCGCCUAUAACUCUCCGAGUAGUGUAACGUUUUCCGGAGAUGCUGAUGCAAUCCAUGAGCUGUGCAGCAUGAUGCAGCAGGAGGGCAAAUUCUGCAGGGCGCUGAAGGUGGACACUGCAUAUCACUCAAACCAUAUGCUUGCUUGCUCCACCAACUAUAAGAAUGCCCUGGCGGAUUGUGGCAUCACGCCGACUCGUAACAGUUCGGCCACCAAAUGGUUCUCUAGCGUACUUGAUGGCCGCAAAAUGAGCCAGCAUCAUCGGGAACUACUCUGCUCGGAGUACUGGAAUGAAAAUUUGGUCAGCACAGUUAGGUUCAACCAGGCUGUGGUUGCAGUAACCCGCGAGACGCCAUUUGACCUUGCUAUUGAGAUUGGGCCACAUCCGGCUCUGAAGGGGCCUUUCCAGCAGAGCUUAGUAGGAUCCGAAAUACCCUACACGAGUAUGCUCAAACGUGGCUCAGAUGAUAUGCUAUCUGUCGCAUCUAUGAUAGGAACCUGCUGGGCCCACCUAGGACCGGACUCGAUUCACCUGGAGGAAUAUACCAAGCUUUGUGGCAAUUUCCAUGCCCCACAGCUCCUGAAGCGUCUCCCAUCGUAUCCAUUUGAUCAUCGGGAGGGAUAUUGGGGCGUAUCGCGCUUAACUAAUGCAGCACUUAAUCGUAAAGAUACACUGGAUGAGCGCUUAGGAAUUCUGUGUCCAGAUUCUGGUGAAGGUGAGUGGCGUUGGCGCAACCACCUGCGCCACGAGGAUGUUCCAUGGAUUGAUGGACAGCGUGCUCAGUCAAAGAUCCUAUUUCCCCUGAGCACAUCCGUGGCCAUGUUGUGGAACGCUGUGAUGGUUAUUACAAAUGCCCAGCCAUUUCGCUUCGUCGAAAUUUCCGACGUUGCAAUGCUGCAUACAGUUGUGCUAGAUGCUCAUAUGGAGCAGAGCAUCGAAACAUUGUUCAAGGUUGACGUGUUGACUGACGAUAAGAAGCUCAUGCUUCUGGGAUUCACCUAUUUUAUGGAAAGUGAAGGUUCUAUGCGGCGCUGUGUCUCGGGGAAGGCGUCGCUGCAUAAAGGAGAGGAGUCCCCUAAGCUGCUACCCUCUCAGCCAUUUGAUGUUAGCAGCCUGACACUAGCAGACCCCGCCCCAUUGUAUUCAACACUCGCUAAGCUAGGGUAUGAAGUCUCCGAAGAGCUCGUGAUUUCCAAGCUGCAGCAUAAUGACCCUCAUACCCGCGGAUUCUUGGUGAGCCCGCAACAGACGUGCCCUAAGUCUCAGGCUCACUAUGGAGCGGUCAUUGACGCUUCAAUUCAGACCCUUCUCGCAGCUGCAGAUGCACAUGGUCCAACGCCAUUAUCGGGUCCUUUUGUGCCGAGUAAGAUUAGGCGCAUUGCUCUAAAUCCCAUGGUACUCCACUCGCGCAUACUAGGCAAUCAAGUGGUAUUCGACAGUAUCUUAAGCAAUUCCACUACCUAUGAAAUAGAAGGCGACGUCGAUCUCUUCGCGGAGGGGGGACAAGGUAUUCUGCAGGUAGAGGGUGUUACUCUUGUUCCAGUCACGCAGUCGGAGGAACGGAGCUGCACAAUAUUCUCAGAAGUAGCCUGGGGUCGCUUGAACCCAUAUAUUUCCGCAGAAUAUACAGACCUGCGUAUCGGACUCGAUAAUCAGGACCCAUCGACACAUGAGCGGAUUGCCCUUUGCUACAUGGCCCAUGCGGCCAAGCUGGCCCCACAACACGAACGCAUUCACAUGGAUGCCCAGGCGACAGCUUUGUUGGAUUGGAUCGAUAAUGUGCUGCAGCAGACAAACUCCGGUGGUCAUCCGGUCUGUCGUAGGGAGUGGAUGGCCGAUACAGUCGAACAGAUUGAAGCCCUAGCGCCUGAAGGCUCAGGCUAUAAAACCUAUGACAUUCUGCAUGCGGCUGGCAGAGACUUGGUUAAGGCAAUACAAAAGCAGGGCGAGGCAGAUGGAUCAAGCAAGCAUUUCGAUGAGUGGCAAAGACAUUCCGUUGCGAUCCGUGAGCUCAGGUGUGGCAUGCAGGAUGUGCUCGAGCAGAUAUGCUUCCGAUAUCCACAUCUAAAUAUUAUCGAGGUGGGAGGGUACAUAGAAGCAAAAAAUGCUGUAUCUCGUAUGGGCUUCCCCUUUAAGUCUUAUACACACACACGGCCACCCAAUGGCUGCGUGGAGAAGCCCAGUGACCUGGAGAAUUCACAUGAGCAUCGGAUGAUGGAGUUUGAUGUUUCCAAGAACCCUGCGGAGCAAGGCUACGCGGAGCAUUCGUAUGAGGUGGUUCUGAUUCCCAAUGUACUUUGUCCCACUAUAUCCCGCGACCAAGCAUUGGUGAAUCUUCGUCGUCUCUUGAAACCUGGUGGCUAUUUAUUGGCUAUCCAGGAGACGAAUCCAUCUGUACUCCAUGCCACCCUUAUUGCACCUUCCCUGGGCCUUGGCCGAGAGGAAAUAUGGACACCAGACAGGUGGCACUCUGCCCUUCAGGACAGUGGCUUCUCUGGGAUCGAUACAAUAACUCCGACCGUGUACAAGUCUCUGCAACCAUACUCUUUGGUAGUGUCGCAGGCCGUUGAUGAUACAAUCAUUGCCCUCCGCGACCCGUUGAUGAGAGCCGACACAGGCCCGGAUGACCGUGACCUCUAUAUCAUUGGGGGCAAUACCCCAGAAACCGCGAACCUUGUGCAGGGGCUAGACGCAAUUUUGACCCCAAGAUUCAGGUCAUUGUUGAAAGUUCCGGAGCUGAAGGCAUUGCGCGCGAUAGGCCACGCCAGGAUAAAUGUCCUUUACUUGGGUCUUUUAGAUACCCCACUAUCUGAAGACCUCGAUGAAGAUCAAUACAAUGGGCUUCAACAUAUGGUGAACAUAAGUGGCAAUAUCCUUUGCGUUAAACGAGGCACUAGGUCCAGCAUCUGGAACGAAGGACACUUCACUACUGCACUGCGCAGUCUCGCUUCACAAAAACAACAACUUCGCCUCCAGUGUCUUGAAGUGAGCCAUGACACCCAGACGACUGCGUGUAGCGUUGCAACAGCACUUCUCCGGCUAAUCAACAAUCCACUUCCUAAUAAUCAUCAACUCCCAACCCAUGUAUGGAGCAGCGAGCCCCAUUUACUAUUGGAGGGUGGGGUGGUCUACAUCCCCAGGAUCAGGCAUAGUGAAUCAAUGAACCAACGGGCGUCUGCUGAUCAGCAAACCACAUACCAAGAGGUUGAGCUCUCGAAGUCUGGAGUGCGUCUUGUGUCUAAUCCCGGCCCUCAGCACUUGGUCAUACAGUCAGCAAUGCUGGACAAACCCAAAAAGACCCGGGUCCAAGUAGUAUUUUCUUCACAGACGGCAAUCAAGAUCGGUAGUGAAUGUUUGUACCUCGUGGUUGGCAAGGUGCUCAAUGAACAGUCCUCUGUUAUUUGCUUUUCGGACGAAUGUGCGUCGGUUGUGUCAGUUCCGUCUUGCUGGGUCCAGCCUUUCGAGUGUUCUGAGCGAGACGGACCGAAGCCCCUGAUGGCUGUGAUUUUGGCCCUGGCAGCUGUAGUCGCAGUCCGUCUCGCAGGCUCGAACACUACUCUCGUCGUCCACGAGCCUUGUAACAGUCUUCGUGCGCUAUUGGUAGCCUAUGCGCAUACGCAAAAUGUGUCAUUGCUGUUCACGACUGGUAGAUCUGAACCCCCCACAUCCGAUCACUAUAUCCAUCCAUUGAGCCCCAGUCGCGCUCUUGCCAAGUUACUUCCAGAUAACGUAUCGAUGAUCUUAAGGUGUGAUGAAGAAGCCGGGGGCAUAUUCUCUCGCUCAGGCUUACCGCUGGCUCCAGGUGUUCUUGUGACAGAAAUUCGAAACCUUUUUUCCUCUGAGCCAUACAUAUGCGGUCCUGAAGCCAACAAUUCCACAGCUGCAGACUUCCUCCACUUGGCCUUGGGACUGGCAGAGAGCAGAGAUAUCGCAAAUGACUCGGAGCCCAACGUGAUUGACGUGCAACAGCUUGCUGCUUUGAAACAUGACACUGGACUACCGGCCGUGGUUGAUUGGUCUAACCCUUCCGUGGUUCGAACCAUCGUGCAGAAAACUAGCUCUGAGCUUGUGUUCUCUGCAGAGCUGGCUUAUCUCGUUGUGAAUCUGGACGGGGCAACUGCUAAGCCUGUAGCAGAAUUACUCGUCCAUAAGGGUGCCAGAAAGGUCGUACUCAUAGGGUCAUCUUCCGGCGUCGAUCAGGAGUGGAUAAAUGAAAUUGGCCUGCUAGGAGCCAGGAAUAUCACCGAUCGUGAGUCGGUUGCUGCAGUAAAAGCCACCAUCAUUCAGGAUAUUGGCCCGAUAGGAGGUGUUAUGAGUAGGGUUGUUACGAUACUUGACCCUCAUGUUACGACAGAUACAGCCUUCCAAAGUGCAUCACGUCCUGAAACCCACGGCGCUAGAAUUCUUAGCGAAGUUUACAAUGAUAGGGAACUGGAAUUCUUCAUUCUUUCUGCGCCGAGUGUGUGGCCAGUUGGCUUUCCGAGUCACGAUUCUACUCUAAGUGACGCCGAUUUAUUCGGCAUUGCACAUGAACGGAGGAGUAUGGGAUUAGUAGCCAGCAUAAUCCAUUCCAAGUCCCUUGCGGAAAUGGCUCUUUCAAAGCAGGAGAUUGGUGAAGUAUUGGCAGAAGCCAUCAUUGCCGGCCGUGUGUCUUCGCAGGGUCCCUUAAAUGUGAUCCCCGCGGCAGCUAUCGGCCAGAGCAGGGAAUAUUCACAUAUUGAUUGCUCCAAGAACCCAAUCCUUUGGUCUAUAAUCUGUCCCAAGCUCACUCCUUCACCACCAGCGGAAGGGCAGUCCAGAGGGGAAGACCUCACCCUCCAAGAGGAGAUGGCCAGAAGUGAUCGGGAGAUUGAUAACUUGCAGAAGAUCAUCCAGGCGAAAUUUAUAGCAAAGCUUCGGAAGGCUCUUCGCUUAAGGGAAGAAGAACCUAUUCUUGCCAAUACCGCAUUAUUUGAGCUAGGGGUGGACUCAUUGGUUGCUACCAGCCUGCGGUCAUGGUUUGUGAACGAAGUGGGUAUCGACAUGCCAAUCAUGAACCUUCUUAACAACGAUUCUAUUGGUUCAUUGGUCCAAUAUGCUGUUAAGGACUGGCUUGCCCAAACAACGAAGAAAGAUGAACGGGACUCACCAGUUUCUUGGGCACAAGGACGAUCCGAAAGCUCCGGCUCCGCUUCACCGACCACGGGCAGCUCGGGGGCCGUAUCCAGCAUGGGGGACACACCAUUGUGCAAAGGACAAUAUUCACGAGUAGAACACCUAUCAUAUGCUCAAUCUCGCUAUUGGUUUCUUCAACAGUACUAUGAAGACCCAACAGCAUUCAAUGUCACCCUCCUUUUUACUAUGGACGGCCAGCCAUCUGAAACGGAUCUCCAAGCAGCUAUCCAGACGGUCUGCCAAAGGCACCAGUCCCUGAGAACGUGUUAUCUUAGUGAGGGAACAGAGAUGAAGGACGCGUGCCAGGCCGUCUUGCCCAUCUCUCCCGUGAAUUUGGAAGUGUGUAAUAUUGAAAACGAAUCCGGCCUGUUGGAUCAGUAUACCAGAAUCUGUGACCAUCCGUAUGACACAGAGAAGGGAGAAUGUAUUCGAUUCCGCUUGGUCAAAUCUACUGCCACAGACAGCGCAUUCUUGAUCAUUGGCUACCCUCAUAUGUGUAUGGAUGGUGCGAGCUGCCUCAUCCUCCUUGAUGAGCUUGAUCAAGCAUAUAGGAAGGUCUCGCUUCCAUCAGCUUCUCGCCAAUAUCCAGACUUUGCAGCUGCACAGAGAGUCUCAUAUGAACAGGGAAAGCUGCAUAAAGAAUCAGACUACUGGAAGAAAGAGCUGAGCCCGUUACCGGAACCAGUUGCACUUCUUCCCAUGACCAAAGUUCGCACUCGUCCCCCCCUUAAAGAGUACGACACGCACGAGCUCCAAUUCUGUAUCUCGAAUACCAUAAUGGAUAAAAUUAGAUCUCAGUGCCGUAGGCACAGAGUCACUCCAUUUCACUUUUCUCUAGCGGUAUUGAGGAUUCUUCUGGCUCGCCUUACCAAGACCCAGGACUGUUGUAUUGGUGUCGCUGAUUCCAAUCGACUGGAUCCUAACAACGAAAGAACCGUGGGGUUUCUGUUGAACUUGCUGCCGCUACGUUUCCGGACGCUUCCAGAUAAUUUUAUGCAGGUUCUUGCGGGGACUCGGGAAGCAUGCUAUGGUGCGCUGGCUCACUCUGCGAUGCCCUUCGAUAAACUUCUCGACGAAUUAGCAGUCCCUCGGAGCAACACACAUAGUCCGCUAUUUCAGAUCCUGAUGGAUUGGCAGCCUCGCCUUGGAGGAGAAGUGAAAAUAGGAGACAUAACCUCAUCCUGUACGAAGAUGACUGUCGGGCGAACAAUAUAUGACCUUACACUGCUCGUCACCGAGUCUGCCCGAGGCGACGCGACGAUUCACUUCCGCACACAGAAAGCACUUUAUUCUAAAGAGGGCAGUGAGGUUCUUGCCCGGAGUUACAUUAACCUUCUGGAAGCAUUCACAAAUGAUCUUGAGCUUCAAGUAAAUGCUCCAUGCAUUUGGCACCCCUCAGAUCUCGACCGCGCUGUUGAGAUUGGCCAAGGCCCGACUUACAAAUCACAAUGGCCUUCUACUGUAUCAAGGAGGAUUGAGGAAAUCUCUAUCUCCCAGCCCAGCCACACGAUUGCCGUAAUGGACACCCAGGGUCGAAGCUUCACCUAUCGGAGUAUGAUGGAUCGUGCGCGCACGUUGGCCUUUGCAUUACGGGAUGCUGGUGUCAGCGCAGGUUCCUUUGUUUGCAUAUUCCAACACCCAACCGCGGAAUGGGUGUGUUGUAUGCUCGCCAUCUGGUGUCUCAAUGCAGUUUAUGUGCCCCUUGACCUACGUAACCCCCCCAGUCGACUUAUGACGGUGAUCGAUGACUGCCAGCCAACGGCUAUAUUCUGUAAUGAUGAAACCGACCCCGAUGUUAGAGGUCUCGACUGCCCUGGUACCGUGAUCUUGAAUACCUCAGAGAUAUGUGGCUACAGUGGCAGACACUCAAAUUUCCAAGAUACUUCGAAUCCAGAUGCUCCUGCUGCUGUGCUUUACACAAGUGGAUCGCUGGGAUACACACGGCGCUGGGAGUUGGGACCUGAGGUAGUACUCCAACAGGGUGCCAUGACAUUCAAUCACUCGUUGGAUCAGAUAUUAACGGGUCUGUGUACUGCUGGCCGGGUGGUGGUGGCUACACGUGAUAUUCGCGGCGAUCCUGUGUCGCUUACGAAGUUGAUUGUUGAUCAACAAAUCACUUAUACCAAAGCCACGCCGGCUGAAUAUUCAAUGUGGCUGCGGUAUGGGUCUGCCUCACUGCGUACAGCUAGCAGCUGGAGACAUGCUUUCGGGGGUGGCGAGCACCUUACCACUACACUUUCCCAGGCAUUUCAGGCGUUGGAACUGCCCCAUCUUUCGCUAUACAACUCGUAUGGCCCAGGAGAGAUUACUAUUUCCUCCCACAAACUGAAGAUUGAUUACCAAGGGCCUAGUGCAACCCCGGAUGAUCUCGUUCCCCCCGGCGUCUCCGGUGAGAUUUUGAUCGGGGGUGCCGGCCCGUGCUUAGGGUAUCUUCACCGUGAAGCCUUAACAACAGAGAAGUUUAUCGAAAACAAGUUUGCAUCAUGCGAAUACUCCCAGUCUGGUUGGACCAGAGCCUACCGAACUUUCGAUCGCGGCCGACUACUGAGUGAUGGCUCCCUAGUGAUCGAAGGUCGUUUGGACGGAGACACGCAGGUGAAGAUCCGUGGCAUCCGUGUUGAGCUUGAAGACAUCGAAAAUAGUAUCAUCCAAGCUUCAGAGGGUAAGGUAGUGAAUGCGGUUGUUUCAAUCCAUGGUGACGAUAGCCAGCUGCUCACAGCUCAUGUUGUGCUUGCACCGAGUAUACAAGGGGACACACCCUCUAGCCUCGACAGCUUCCUGCAGCAACUACGAGCUAUGCUUCCCCUUCCACAGUAUAUGUGCCCUUCGGUCUUCAUACCAGUUGAUGACUUCCCUCUUACCAUUCACGGUAAGGUAGACCGAAAGGCCAUUCGUUCCAUGCCACUGCCACAAGCAUCCAGGAGCAACCGCUCUGCUGAGGAGCUCUCCGGGACAGAUGCCAUGCUCCGGGAGCUCUGGGCUCAGGUUCUGGAAUCGACCUCACUAGAUGCUACCGCCGUCGGUCGUGAGGAUGACUUCUUCAUGGUGGGAGGAAACUCUGUUUUGUUGGUCAAGCUCCAAGCCCUCAUCCGACAGGACCUGCGGGUGUCUGUACCGUUAGUCGACCUUUUCUCAGCUAGCACCUUGGGUGGGAUGGCUGGGGUUGUACAAAGUGCGAUCCCCACCGUUGAGCUCGAUUGGAUGGAAGAAACGUCACUGCCAGACCUCGCCAUCAAUCAGCAACUGCCGCCGCCGGCAACAGAUCAAGGCAUUGUCGUCGUCUUAACUGGCGCCACAGGCUUUUUAGGCCACAUAGUUCUCCAACAUCUCCUUGCCGCGCCUACAGUGUCUCAUGUAUAUGCUGUUGCAGUCCGUACCGAGGGCAAAGGAAUUGGCAGACCUCUUCCUUCGGUUUCUCCUAAAUUCACCGUGCUGGAAGGUGACCUUAGUCAACCCAUGUUUGGGCUCGAUGAAAGCACCAUUGCUAUGCUGGCAGAUUCGGCCCACCUCAUAAUCCAUUCCGGUGCCAACCGGUCAUUUUGGGAUGCUUAUCCCGUCAUUCGUGGCGCAAACGUAACAGGCACUAAAAAUGUCGUCGCCCUUGCCAGCCACCGGAACAUUCCAAUCCAUUUCCUUUCCAGUGGGGCAGUAGAGAAGGUGGUUGAAAGCAAUGACACGCCGCCGACAGAUGGCCGUAAUGGAUACCUCGCGUCUAAGUGGGCAAGUGAGAAGAUUCUAACAAGGGCGAAUGAAAAGAUGAACACGCCAGUGACCAUUCACCGCCUAACGCAGGCUCCGAAUGUGCAACCACCGCCGCAGGAAAUAAUCGCCAGCUUUUCUAAGAUAGCGAAACAGAUUAACUGUAUCCCAACGGCACAGGGAUGGGGUCGUCUCAUCUCCCUUCUGCCACUCGGAGAGCUGGCUACAUCUAUUGUUGCUCGUGCAUUGGCCAGUGUCGGCCGGCAGAACUCAGUGACAGUUUCAAUCCAGAAGCAUAUGAUCUCGACCACAUUUGAGUUAUCGGAUGCAGCAGAAGCUGUGGAACGGGCAGUUACAGGGCCUAGUCGCAUGGACUCUCUGCAUAUGCUUUAUUGGCUCGGUAGAGUAAAGAGGGAAUCCAAAUUCCCAUGGUUUAUCGCUGCCCAGGAUGUCAUUGUUAACUCGGAGGGCCAAACUGUACGUGUGGAGCUGGACUAG
Molecule: messenger RNA, 11487 nt
Organism: Aspergillus nomiae NRRL 13137
Lineage: Eukaryota; Fungi; Ascomycota; Eurotiomycetes; Eurotiales; Aspergillaceae
Exons: 4
Coding region: 1-11487 (3828 amino acids)
Biological process (GO): secondary metabolite biosynthetic process; fatty acid biosynthetic process
Molecular function (GO): 3-oxoacyl-[acyl-carrier-protein] synthase activity; phosphopantetheine binding; fatty acid synthase activity
Source: RefSeq, a predicted model, not a curated record